Molecule: messenger RNA, 3640 nt
Organism: Drosophila innubila
Lineage: Eukaryota; Metazoa; Arthropoda; Insecta; Diptera; Drosophilidae
Gene: Nup133
Product: nuclear pore complex protein Nup133
Exons: 9
Coding region: 1-3597 (1198 amino acids)
Biological process (GO): poly(A)+ mRNA export from nucleus; transcription-dependent tethering of RNA polymerase II gene DNA at nuclear periphery; protein import into nucleus
Cellular component (GO): nuclear pore outer ring
Molecular function (GO): structural constituent of nuclear pore; protein binding
Source: RefSeq, a predicted model, not a curated record
AUGGAACGAAGCAUGCAGAAGCAGCUUUACAGAGUCUCACAGGAAGGGUCGCCGAGCUUAAGGCGAUCGAUGCCGGCAUCAGCAGACAGCACCCGCAAAUCAUUUUUUGGCGGCAACGCCAAUCAUUCCCCUCUACCUGGAGCCUUGAAGAAGACAGCUCUGAACAAUAGUCGUCUCAGCCUGUCGGCGCGCUCUACAACACAGUCCAUACCUGGCAUUAGAUCCGACUACAAUGUUGUGGAGAGCUAUGGCGCCGCACUGCCCGUGGCAGUCAAUGAGGCUCUGACAUUCGCUGGACCACUUUCAAGCUUAGUUUCGGCCAAAAUUACACAAAGUGGCUGGGCUUGGGUGGUCCAAGGUCGACGAUUGUUAAUUUGGCAGUAUAAGGAUGCUCCUGGCGCUGUAAAAAAGGAAUCACCUCCACGAUUGGGAAAAUCAAUUAGACGAGGAUCUGGCUCGGCACAAUGUCGUGAGCUGACCUUGCCCCACAGCGACAUUGGCCACAAGAGUGAAUUAGUCAGUGUCUUCCAGGUGGAGGGUCAGCAAAUGGCCUCAUGCAUUGCGGUCUCUGCCACCGGAGAUGUACGAUAUUGGGCAUCGAUAGCGCAUGAUAACAAUUCGGUAGAUCUGUCCAUUUUAGCCGGUCAAGAGUUCGUACAGCUGUUGAAUCUGCCGACCCAGCAGGGCUAUCUGGCUGUCACCUCAACCUGCACCUUAGUGUUUCUGCGCGUUGGGCUGACUAAUGGUCGUUAUUCGUUGCACCACAAGACCAUCAAGCCAGCAACAAGUUUUCUUGGCGGCUUUGGAAAGAGGUUUGCAUCCAUGUUGAUUGGCAUGAACAAUGGUAACGACAAGGAUCAGUUUCUGGUGGGCAUGUGUUGUGAGAGUAACUCGACCAAUGGUGAAACUGUUGUAGCUGUACUAUCCGAUCGUGCCCUUCAACGUUGGCGUAUUUCUAACAAGGGCAACAUGGAGCAGCUCAUAUUCGAGGACAUGGAGCUAUUGCGCAAGAUGCGUGAGAUGAUUUUGUUGAAAUUCUGGAAUGUGCGAAUGCCCAACGAUAAUGUGGAAGUAGAUUUGCAUUUCCUUGACUUCCACGUAGUUAGGGGCUAUUUCUACAUUCUGGUGGGUGCUGUAAACCAAGCGCACACUCCCCAGAUGUACUACUCUAUUGUUGUGGCCAGUGCUCAAGAGGAAAGUAUGCGAUUGGAAUGCUUUACGCCACUGAAGCUUAACAAAUUCUUCAGCAGUAAGACGGUUCAGGAAUGCCUCAGUGUGCGCAUCAUCGUCGGCACUGCACAGAUGUAUUUGUAUACGCCCAAGGUGGUCUAUCCUUUGCUAUUGGCGAAUUCAGCACCUACAGCUGAAAUGGAGGCGGAGAAAGUCGAAUUUCAUUUGCAUGAAGACCGCAUCCUUAGUGCUGCCUUCUGCAAUCAAUUGCCGCUCUUCUUCAGUCGCACACAUGGCCUGGUCUCAAUUACACCUGGAGACUUUGACAGCACCGACUUGUUAAAUUUGAGCAGCUGCAACUCGCCCGAUCUUUUUGCACCCCUAUCAUUUAAUGCCAGCUUUAGUGCUCCAGAUCAAAGCAUGCUGGGCGACAGCACUAAUAAUUUGCCCAUGUAUCAACUGGAUCCGGAUGAUGUAUACUCCGAGCUCAAUAAUGAGGUUGGCCAACUGAAAGCGGCCUUUUUGUAUCGACUGAAACGCAACAACAACAUGGUCAACACAAUUAUUGCAGAUCUCAUGGAGAGUGUCACAGAGACCGAUCCAAAUGGUGGACCCUUGGAUGCCUACAAGCUGGACAGGGUUGUUAUCACAAUUGCGGAGGACUUAGCGGAAGAUCUGCCUAUUGCUGAUCCUCGUUGGCAAUCGGUCCUGGAGCAGUACGACGGAAAUCGUCAUGCGUUGGGCAGCUCUCGAUCCAUGCAAAUCAUUAAUCAGUUGCGUGACAAAAGCUUUGCAUUUCAACACUUUAUUGAUUUUCUACACUUCAGUGGAGUUUGGGAGAAGCUUAAUGCUAUACCCUGCGGCAGCAAUGUCCUUAAGCCGACCAGCUUUAUUCUGGCUGACAUCGGUGAAAAGAUUAUAGCUGCCACAGCUCUGCGGGCUCUGCAGAGUAAGAUGCCCAAGAUAAUCGACGAGGCCAUCGAAGUGACCGUCGCUGAAUGGGAUGAGAAGCCAACUAGCAGCCUGACCGCUCAGGAUAUAUUCUACGUCAAGUUGUGCAAAUUUCAGUGCAUAUUUGACUCAUUGGCGGAUAUGGCAGAUGAUCGAAUUGCAGCACAAAAUCGUACUACACUUUCGGUGGCACAAUUUAUAUCCGAUAUCAAUGUGAUUGUGCUCACUACUUUGGGUCAGGUGUUUAGGUAUCGUGAACAGAAUGCCAGCAGCUUCAAGCUGCACUCCAGCUCAUACGAGAAUCAACCCUGGACGGCCAUAUCUGGCAGUGCUGGCGUACACGAUUCCCUUUCCCGCCUCAUUGACAUAAGCGUACGCUAUGGCGCACAGUGUGUAAACGAAUCGGAGCUAAAACAUCUCCUAUAUCAGCAAAUACUCGAGUUGAUAGAUAUGGUGCUGGAGGGGCGCAAGAAUUAUCUCGACAGCGUACGGGACACGGAGAAGUUCCAGGUGCUGCAGCAACAGUUUGAGGCUCAGAGAGGCGAACUAAUUUCUGUGCUAAUAAAGGAUCAACAGUUCGAGUGCGCUGCCAAGCUGGCAGAGAAGUAUUUGGACUUCCAAUGCCUUGUGCUUAUUUGUGAUGAGACACAAGACAAGGAUCGGUUGGACGAAUAUACUCGCAAGUAUGAAGAGUUCGACUUUUCACAGUUUGCAAUCAACUGGCACUUGCGUCAGAACCGGCAUGGCGAGGUCUUCGAACGCUUCAAGGACAACCAACCAGCGUUGGCGCAAUUCAUGCGCGAUCAUCCGUCACUGGGCUGGAUACAGCUUAUAUUUAACGGAGAUUUUGAGCACGCGUCCAAGGUGCUCUUCGACCUGGCCCAAUGCGAGACGGACUUUGUUGCCCGCAAAAAGUCCAUGCUGUCGCUGUCCAAGCUGGCUGCCUUUGCAGAUUCAUCCGAUAUGACAUCGCAUGUUGAGAAAAUUAACACUGAACUGUCGAUCAUUGAAUAUCAAUCGCAUUUAGGUCACGAUGUCUUGCAAAACUUUGGCUUCGAUGCAACGGAUCAGAAGGUGCUCAAAGCGGAGGAGAUUAUUAAUCUAUAUAUCGCAGAGGAAAAUGAUGCAGCCAGCGAAGUUGAGUUCCGCAAGGCCUUGGAACUUAUUAGCUAUGUGGAUCAGCCAUAUGAUGUGCGACAUAGGGUCUGGUGUGCAGCCAUACGACGUGAUAACUGGAUUGAUUAUGAUACUAAUAAUGCCGUCGAAUAUAUACAAAAGCUGCUAUUCUUUAAAAUCAUUGAAAUAUGUCAGUUGAUGGGGCAGGAAUUGGACAACUUUCUGCCGCCCAUGGAGGACUUUCUGGACAGCAUCGAGCUGGGCGAGUUGCCACAACAGAAGUCAUUCCAGUAUUUGCUAAAGUUAACCUACGAGUAUGUGGGAGAAUUGUUCAAGCAGUCAGAAGAUAUGGAUCUGUAAUCAACUUGGGCAUUUGCCAUUUAAUAAAGUUAACACUUAAGUC